Messenger RNA from Salvia miltiorrhiza (redroot sage), 1682 nucleotides. RefSeq names its product protein SYM1-like. The transcript is spliced from 5 exons. Bases 900 to 1544 code for a protein of 214 amino acids. Gene Ontology annotation, cellular component: cytoplasm; membrane. NCBI's taxonomy places the organism in Eukaryota, Viridiplantae, Streptophyta, Magnoliopsida, Lamiales, Lamiaceae. The record is from RefSeq and is a predicted model, not a curated record.
GGUCCAUACCCAACUCUCUAAUAAAUGAAAAGACAGAAAAAAACUCAUGAAAUUAGUGUUUGAGGGCAUAGAGUUGCUAAGGACGUAGGGCAACAUUAAACAAAGAACAACAGUAGUCAUAACUCAUACGACCAAUAUCGAACUCUUUCUAUUUUCCUCAAUUUAUUUAAAUUAAAUGUUCAAUAAUCGUUUGUUUUUGUGGCAGAAAAAAUAGCUUGUCCUGGGCCGACCAGUUUCGACUUUUCAAUACUCUUCUUUUUUUUCUCUUUUUAAUGAAAGAAUAUCAAUUUUCUCUAAAUAAGAUCACGUAAUUGGUCUAUUUAAACUCAAAUCUUAUACUCUUCUGUACUUUAUCAAUUCCAAGGCAACAACUCCUUUUGCUGUGCUAACUAACUUGAUUCGUAUUUUUUUUUUGAACCGUCCCAACUAACUUGAUACAUUUCUUUAUAUGACAAAAGUUUUUCAAUUUAUUCAUAUUUUUACUUUUAUACCUACCAUAUUUUAAACACUAAACAUUAAUUUCUUAAAUCUCGUACUCAAAAGUUUUGUCUAAAGUUAAUUGGGACGAAGAACAUCAUAGACAAAUAAUUUAAUUUUAUGUGCCAUUUGCAAAUUUCAUUAAAUUUUCCUUAAUUUGUAGUAAUAUUCAUUAUAUGUCACAAAAUCAAAUAUUUAACCUUAUUAUUAUACUAGACUUACCAAACACCCUAAAAGUCGAUAAAUUUAUUGGGUAAUCAAUUUCCAGCUUACCCCUUUCUAGUUACUUUGUCGCAAUCUAGUCCCAAUAUAGAAUGGAUAGCACCAACCACAUGAAAUGAAACUACUCUACUCUACUAGUGUAAAACAAGGAUUUAAGGAGAUCGAUUUCAGCCUCUUAAAAUUGUGGCGUCGCUGCAAAAAUGAGGUCUUUGGGAAAUGGCGGCAUAUGGGGAAUGCGCUCAUUUCACGAUAACUUUCGGCGGCGGAGAAAUAUCAAAAGAGAAUCGAAGCCCUCCAAUUCAAUAGACUCCGCCGGUGGAGGCGGCGGUUACCAGUUCCCCCUCCAGCAGGCCGCCACCAGCGCCGCCCUUUGCUUGACCGGAGACACCAUUGCCCAGCUCCGCCACCGUUGGGUCAGAAAUAAGGAAAGCCUUGUCAAGGAUAUCAUCUCUGAACACGACUAUAUACGAGCCCUCCGGAUGUGUUCAUAUGGAUUUCUGCUCUAUGGUCCCGGUUCGUAUGCAUGGUACCAACUCCUCGAUCAUUUUAUGCCACACAAAAAUUUUCAGAACCUAACGGCAAAGGUUGUGUUAAAUCUGAUUGUAUUAUGUCCCACUGUAAUUGCUGUUAUUUUUGCGUGGAACAAUUUAUGGCUGGGGAAGCUCUCGGAACUUCCUCAUAAAUACAAGAACGACCUCCUCCCUACCCUACUUAUAGGUUUUCAGUUUUGGAUUCCUGUCAGUAUAUUGAACUUCUGGGCGGUUCCUCUUCAAGCUCGUGUUGCUUUCAUGUCGAUGUCAUCCAUAUUCUGGAACUUUUAUUUGUCUUCGACCAUGAGCAGAUGACUUGUUGCUUCAAAGACUCAAUCUUCAGCCAGAAAUUGGGUGAAAUUAUUCUAGGGUUUCACCCGGAAAGAAUAAAAGUGGGUUGCAAUAUGCGCAAUGUAGGAAGUUAGGAACCCAAGAUCGCAUGCACGUAUAGGC